CUAUCUAUCCCACGAGCAUAUUGCACGCUAGCUCGCGCUAGUACACAGGUCCGACAUUCCCACGAAACGCGCCCGGAAGACCGCCGUAAACAAACCGCAUCGAGUGCAUUCCAACCGUAUAUCAACAGUCUCCUGAUUGAAAAUCACUAUAUCUCUCAGAGCAACGCAGCCGCGAAGAGGAGUAGCGCAGACGGGAAGUCGCAGAGAGCGCGCGCAAAGGAAGAACAACGCAGGCACAACCAACACCAUGGCAAAGAACGAGGAAGAAGAGUACCUCAAAAUCGCUGCAAGACCACUCAAAUUGCUUGGCGCAGGAGUUUCUGGGCACGUCUUUGUUGUCGACGACCAUACUGUUGUCAAGGUAGCCUUAAAGAGCGGCAAUGCAUACAUGGACAAUGAAUGGCUUCAAGACCAUUUAAUUGAGCGGAGGAUCUAUGAGCGACUUGGAAAGCAUGACCGGAUAUGCGAACUCAAAUAUACGAUUGAUCGUGGGCUUGUUCUAGCGAGACUAAAGCAAUGCCUAAGGGAGCGGUUGGUGGACUUCCGGAAACGCAAUAUGCUACCCUCGUAUGAAGAGAGAUUUAGGUGGUCGAUCCAGGCAGCGCAAGGAUCUGCUUAUAUCCACGAGAAAGGCGUUCUUCAAAGCGAUAUAGGCUGCCAAAAUCUUCUCCUUGAUGAAAACGAUAACAUCAAACUCUGCGACUUUGGCGGCUCAUCAAUUGACGGCUCAAAACCCUUAUGCAGUCCCGGUACAGGAUUUCAACGCCCUACAGAAGAUGAAGAUACAAUCAACAUAAGGGACGAACUAUUUGCCCUCGGCAGCACGAUCUACGAGAUUUGGACAAGUAAGAAGCCUUACCAGGACGAUUCUGGGUGCGACGCCGACUACAGGACCGUGCUGGAUCACUUCAAAAAUCAGCGAUUUCCAGAUCUAACAGGCAUUCUUCCUGCGAGCAUUAUCAUGAAGUGCUGGCUUGGCUAUUAUGCGUCGGCCGCAGAAGUAGUCAUAGACUUUGAAGCACUACGGAAAACACUAACGACAAGGAUCAAGCCAUAGGACUCGGUAGCGCUUGCAUGGACCCACAUCACUUAUGAGCUUGUCACUCCUCUGGAUCCCAUGAAUAUACUUCCUCGGCGGAUGACGACUGCUCCAUCAAUCCCUGCGGUCUUAGAUCCUCCUCGUGACAGUCAGUGGCCGCCGCCCAGGUGGCAUAGUCC
Molecule: messenger RNA, 1218 nt
Organism: Trematosphaeria pertusa
Lineage: Eukaryota; Fungi; Ascomycota; Dothideomycetes; Pleosporales; Trematosphaeriaceae
Product: kinase-like protein
Exons: 2
Coding region: 248-1057 (269 amino acids)
Biological process (GO): protein phosphorylation
Molecular function (GO): protein tyrosine kinase activity; ATP binding
Source: RefSeq, a predicted model, not a curated record